AUGUCGUUCUCCAAACCCAAACCAAGCAAUGCGGGUGAAGAUGCGCCUCCUCCAAAAUUGAGGAAAGUUGAUCGGGAGAACCGAACAUUUCAAAUGAGAUGGGAGGAAGAGUACUUCUUCACACUGGAUCCCGAAACAGACAAGCCUGUUUGCUUGGUGUGUAGAGAGCCAUGCAGCGUGAAAAAGGAGUUCAAUUUGAGAAGGCACUACACCAGGAUACACGAGAAUUAUCAAACAUCAUCAAUGAUCAUUGAACAUCAUCAAACAUCAUCAGAAAAUCAGCAGAAUAUCAUCAGACAUCAGCAAACAUCAUCAGAACGUCAGCGGACAUCAUUAAAGAUCAUCAGAACUUUAGGAGACACCAACAGACACCAUCAUCAUCAAUCAUUAUCUGAGCACCAUCAGACAUAG
Molecule: messenger RNA, 411 nt
Organism: Frankliniella occidentalis (western flower thrips)
Lineage: Eukaryota; Metazoa; Arthropoda; Insecta; Thysanoptera; Thripidae
Product: general transcription factor II-I repeat domain-containing protein 2A-like
Exons: 2
Coding region: 1-411 (136 amino acids)
Source: RefSeq, a predicted model, not a curated record